AUGUCGACCCCAUGGCAACCUCCCGAAGACUUCGACGAUGACGAAGACAACCAACUGGACGACAUUCAAUACCAGAACCAGAAGGACGGGACGCUAUUCAUGAUUGAUGUCUCUAAAUCUAUGCUCAACCCUGACGACGAGGAUCCUACGUCAAAUCCCGUCAGAACUGCGUUGGAGUGCGCGUAUAAGGUGCUAUUACAGAGGAUCAUUAGUAAUCCAAAGGAUGUGAUUGGAAUUGUCUUGUAUGGGACGGAGCAGACGAAGGUGAACGAGGGGCAGACAUAUUCGAACAUAUACAUCCUCCUUGCUCUGGACGUGCCAGACGCGCAGGGUAUCAAAGGACUGAAGACGAUUCUUGAAGACGAGGACGCGUUCAACGAACUCUGCACCCCCUCCGAGCGUCCCGUGUCAAUCACCAACGUGCUCUUUUGCGCGAACCAAAUCUUUACCUCAAAAGCCCCCAACUUCAAUUCCAAGAGACUAUUCCUGAUCACCGACAACGAGGAUCCUCACGCCUCCAACCCACAAGCACGUAAAUCAGCAUUCACCCGAGCACGAGAUCUCAACGAUCUCGGUAUCAGAAUCGAGCCGUUCUUUAUCAGGAGCGGCGAAGGGAAGUUCGAUGUAAGCAAGUUUUGGGAGCAAGUCGUGCUACCGGCAGAUGUGGAGGAAACGGAGGAAGAUGAACCCGAACUGGUGAUGGACGCAAAAACGCGUUACAAACAUCUCCUCUCGGCUAUCACCGCCAAAAGCGUCCCAAAACGAGCUAUAUACUCUGUCCCAUUCGAACUCGGCCCCGGCUUCCAAAUUGGCGUCAAGGGCUACAUCUUUUUCAAACGCCAGGAAGCAACGAAGAGCAACUACGUCUGGACUCGCGGCUCAAUCGCAAAACUCGUCGAAACCAAAUCCGAGAUGGUCUGUCAAGACACCACACGGACCCUCCAAACCACCGACGUCAAGAAAGCGUUCAAGUUCGGGGGUGAGCCUGUCGUGUUCAACAAAGACGAACUCACAUCCCUCCGCGUGAUCGAGGAUCCAAUUCUCCGUCUCCUCGGAUUCAAGCCAUUGGAUUAUCUGAAAUUCGAAUGGAACACCCGCCCGUCAUACUUCAUCUACCCAACCGACGCCGACAUAACCGGCUCGAUCCGCACCUUUUCCGCCCUCCACAAACAAAUGCUCACCUCCUCUCGCAUGGGGCUCGCCUGGCUCGUCGCCCGCCGAAACGCAUCACCAGUUUUUGUGGCCAUGGUCGCGUCGCAGGAAGUUACUGAUCCGGAAACAAAAGUCCAAAAACAACCUGCGGGGAUACAUUUGCUUCCACUCCCUUACGCGGACGAUAUCCGCUUGUUCCCGGAAAAUACGACAACACGCGCUCCUGACUCUCUUAUCGACAAAAUGCACGAUAUUGUCGCAUCGCUAUCUAUCGGUGGCUACCAGCCGGAGAAAUACCGUAAUCCGGCACUACAGUGGCAUUAUAGAAUCUUGCAGGCUGUUGCGCUGGAUGAGGAUCUUCCGACACAGGGGGAGGAUGAUACGAUUCCGAAGUAUCGGGGGAUCGAUAGGCGCGCGGGUGAUCAUAUCGCGGAAUGGGCGAAGGAGUUGGAGAAAGUCAGCUUCGUCACGACCUCUGUUCCCGUCAAAGCACCUCCCGCACGGAAACGCGGAGCGGAUCAUGGGGAGGAUGGUGGCGAGGGGAGUGUGCCGAAGAAGAGGGUCAAGGAGGAGCUGACGUGGGAAUAUGCGGCGAUGUUGUACGAGAAAGAUGCGUUGAGCAAGUUGACGGUAGCGCAGAUGAAGUCUCUUUUGGUGGAGAAAGGCGUGAAAGCGCCGACCAAGAAGGAUGAUUGCAUCCAGGCGAUGGAAAGGGUAUUAGACAACUAG
Molecule: messenger RNA, 1881 nt
Organism: Saitoella complicata NRRL Y-17804
Lineage: Eukaryota; Fungi; Ascomycota; Saitoellomycetes; Saitoellales; Saitoellaceae
Product: Ku DNA-binding complex, Ku70 subunit
Exons: 2
Coding region: 1-1881 (626 amino acids)
Biological process (GO): cellular response to gamma radiation; double-strand break repair via nonhomologous end joining; cellular response to X-ray
Cellular component (GO): Ku70:Ku80 complex; nucleus
Molecular function (GO): damaged DNA binding; double-stranded DNA binding; telomeric repeat DNA binding
Source: RefSeq, a predicted model, not a curated record